AUGGCUUCAUCGUCUGCGGCGGCCGGCCUGUUGGCUCGCCAGCUCAAGCAAAUGCAAAACGACCGCAGCAUAUCGGGCAUCAGCUGCGGCUUGGUGGACAGUAAUGUGUUUGAGUGGGAGGUGAUGCUGAUGAUUGACGACGACACCAAGUUCUACGGAGGAGGCUUCUUCCGAGCGCGCCUCACGUUCCCUAGGGAAUACCCACUUAUGCCGCCCAAGAUGCGCUUCGAGACACCCAUCUUCCACCCAAACAUCUACCAGAACGGCGAGGUCUGCAUCUCCAUCCUACACCCACCCGAGGAAGACAAGUACGGCUACGAGUCGGCGGCCGAACGCUGGUCACCUGUCCAGACACCCGAGACCAUCCUGCUCUCCGUCAUCUCUAUGCUGUCCAGCCCAAACGACGAGUCACCCGCGAAUGUCGAGGCAGCCUCGCUAUGGCGCGACAACACGCCCGAGUUCAAGAAACGAGUGCGAAAGUGCGUACGUGAUAGUUUGGAGUUUGAAUAA
Messenger RNA from Dothidotthia symphoricarpi CBS 119687, 510 nucleotides. RefSeq names its product ubiquitin-conjugating enzyme E2 15. The record is from RefSeq and is a predicted model, not a curated record. The transcript has 3 exons. Bases 1 to 510 code for a protein of 169 amino acids. Gene Ontology annotation, cellular component: endoplasmic reticulum; cytosol. NCBI's taxonomy places the organism in Eukaryota, Fungi, Ascomycota, Dothideomycetes, Pleosporales, Dothidotthiaceae.